Plectropomus leopardus (leopard coralgrouper) is the source of this 2735-nucleotide messenger RNA. RefSeq names its product neurensin 1 (gene nrsn1). Gene Ontology annotation, biological process: nervous system development. The record is from RefSeq and is a predicted model, not a curated record. NCBI's taxonomy places the organism in Eukaryota, Metazoa, Chordata, Actinopteri, Perciformes, Serranidae. Gene Ontology annotation, cellular component: neuron projection; neuronal cell body; transport vesicle.
GAGUGAUGGGACCCGGCUGAGGGAACAGCAGCGAGCGAUCACUCUCCGAGCUGGGAAUGACAGCAGGUAGACAGAUGUGAAGGAUGACUUCUUGCUCAGAGAUCUGUGGGUCGGAGUAUGGUGAGCAAGCUCAAGCUAGUGGGAAUUGCCAGCAGUAUGGAGUCCGCUCCUACCUACACCAGUUUUAUGAGGAGUGCACAGCUUCUAUCUGGGAACGUGAUGAAGAUUUUCAGAUUCAGAGAUCGCCGAGCAGGUGGAGCUCUUUACUCUGGAAGGUCUGUCUUGCGUUUGGCACCCUGAUCUUGUUUGCGGGCCUUAUUGUUGUUUUGGUGGGAUAUGCCACUCCUGCCAGGAUCGAAGCCUUCGGUGAAGAUGAUCUUCUAUUUGUUGACAGCCACGCUGUCAGUUUCAACCGUGCGCUGGAUGUGUGUAAGCUGACUGGCGCUGUGUUGUUCUGUGUGGGAGGCACCUCCAUGGCUGCGGGUCUCCUACUGUCUGCCUUUGCCAAAAGCUACUCCAAAGAAGAACUGUACCUGCAGCAGAAGUUUAAGGAGAGGUUGGCGGAUCUGCACGCAACAGUUGGUAACCCUAUAAUGAGGGCACCGACCCCCGGAGAGGGAAAGGUGCCAGUCACACUUUCCAAAGUCCAGAACAUCCAGCCAGUGAAGUCAGAGACCUGACAGAAGUCCAGAUGAAGGCAUAAAGUGAAGAAGUGUGUGAUGAGAAGUGAGUGUGUGCAGAUUGUGCGUGAGUGCAAACAUGUGUGCGUGUGUCGACCUACGUGUACAUUUUCUCUCUUGAAAGGUCAACUCACAUGACUGAUAGUAUUGGUUCUUCAUCUUCAUUUGCUGUGUUUGACAUUAAAGCUUCAUUUUAAGGUUAUAUAGGUGCAGAGUUAAUAUAGCUAAGCAAAGUUUAAGCCGUCUGUUUCAGCAUCAGUUGUGUGAAGUUUAUACUGAUCUGACAAAGCACAUGCAGGUCUUGAGCCCAACCCAGAACACAAACCACAGAAACAAAUCAAUAGAACACAGCUGCUUAACAACACCACAAAGUGUGUUUCUGUCGCGAGGAUUAACAUUUUGUAAAAGAGGAUGUUGUUACAGCUGGAGGGUGCAGGGCAGCAGAUGCAGCAUAGUUUGAAGUUAUUGGUGAUUGCCCCCCUAUUGCCAGAAAAUGAUCAAAAGAAGCACUGAACAUAACAAGCAUUAUCUCUGCCUGGUGUCUAACAGGACAUCAGAGGAUGAGUGUUUCUAUGUGCAGAAUAUUUUGUGUGUGCUGUGUGGAGCACAACUUCAUUACAACACACGGGGAGAGCAGGCAAUCACAAACACACAACAUGGUGACGUGUGCAUUAGCAAAGGAAUACUUCUUUUGUGCUACAUGCAACAAAAAGCCAGAGGAAGUCUUGACAGAUGAUUUGCUGGAAGUUCACACAUCAUCAGGACAGAUUAGAGAUAAACACACAUUAGAACGGACCUUCAGGGUAGAUUUCACACUGACAUUUUCAUCUGUCUUAUUAGGCCUCUGACCUUGUCUCUUUCAGUGAAUCUUCAGACAAGAUCAAUAGCCUAGACCAGACAGACUGAUGAAAGGUACAUUGAACCAGAUGGAACAUGCAGAACAACAUAGUCAGUCACAUCAAAUGGAAACAGACGUUUCCAAGUGGUAUUAUUGUUGGCACCACUGUCGCAAAGACAACCACAUCGCUUUUGAGCUUAGCAGCCACCAUAGUCCAAAGUUGGAUGUUCCACCAACUGCCAGCUACCGGGAAUGGUAACUGCAAAGAAGUUAGACUGAUCGUCUUUGGUAAUGUGAGACAGCUACCAAUAGCCACAAAGGAAAACAAAUACAUUAUCCUCUUCCUGAUUUGUUUGCACAAUGAUUUACGCACCUUGUUUGUGUCAUCAAUCUAUCAAUCAAUCAAAAAUCUUCUCUGUUUCCACUUAAACAAUAUCAUUAUCAAACAGAUUACAUUCUAGGUAACAGACGUCAUUUAUCAUUCCUUCCAUCCUGGAAAAAGUGUGAUUUCCUAAACACUUCAUUACCCGGGCUCUUCUUUUCUUAAUCUCUUUCUCUCCCUUUGACAAACGCAAGUAUUUAUACACACACCUUUUCAUCCAAGCAUGCGCAUUUUUUCAGCUAGCAGUCAUAAUUUGGCAAGACAAGACAUGUGCAGGUGCUGUGUGUUAAAAUGAAGAUGGAGCAAGGGCGUUUCAAGGGAGGCAGACAAUGUGACAGAUUAUGUUACAUAACAGGGGGAUGAGGGGAGAGCGUUCAGCUCUCCAGUGAGAUCACAUCAGAUACAUCGUGUUUGACAGCGCUUAUUGUUUACAGUCUGUCUGGAUCCGCAGAUGCUUUCAACACAAUAACUGCCUUCCUGUGCUCACACACAAAACUUGAAGCUUCAUUAUGAGGGUGAACAGCAAACAGCAUCACCAAGCUUUUUUUGUUUUCAACUGAUUGUGUCUUCAAUUGCUUUUUAGCAGAGAAACAUACAUCAAAAAGGUUUUUUAGUUUAAUUUUUAUUCCAUACAAGCUUGGCACUGACAUGCACUGUAAAUUACAAGCAUAAGCUGUUAAUACUUAUGUUUUGCUGCCUUUAAAAUGUGUCUAUAUGUAUUUAAGUAUAUUUUUUAAAAUAGUUUGACCACAGCACUCUAAAUUGUCCUUUUGUUGUUUUGUGUUUGUUUGUUUGUUUGUUUAUGUUUUGAAUUCACUGCACAGACAAAACAAAU